Entamoeba histolytica HM-1:IMSS is the source of this 1899-nucleotide messenger RNA. Its product is annotated as heat shock protein 70, putative. Lineage: Eukaryota; Evosea; Mastigamoebida; Endamoebidae. Gene Ontology annotation, cellular component: cytoplasm. The coding region runs from base 1 to 1899 and encodes 632 amino acids. The record is from RefSeq and is a predicted model, not a curated record. Gene Ontology annotation, biological process: cellular response to unfolded protein; protein refolding. Gene Ontology annotation, molecular function: heat shock protein binding; ATP hydrolysis activity; misfolded protein binding. The transcript has a single exon.
AUGAAUGAAGAGUAUGUAGUAGGAAUAGAUUUAGGAACGACAAAUUCAUGUAUGGCAAGAUAUGAUGAACAUCAUCAAAGGGUUGAAGUGAUAAAGAGUAAAGAAGGGAAAGAAAAGAUUGAGUCGAUAGUAAGAUUUACAAAAGAAGGGAGAAUAAUAGGGGAAGAAGCGAGAAGAAGUUCACAAGGGGUGAUAAUAUAUGAUACGAAACGAUUGAUAGGGAAGAAAUAUGAUGAAAUGAUAGAGAAAGAAGGGGAGAAAUUAGAGUAUCGAAUACGACGGAAUGCAGGGAAUGGGGAAGUAGAGAUAGGAGUAAGUGAAGAGGAAUGGUAUUCAGGGGAAGAAAUAGGGAAUAUGAUAAUACGGAAAUUAAUAGAAGAAGCUAAAGAACAAUAUAAAAUAGCACCUCGUAAAGCAGUAAUUGCAGUACCAGCACAUUUUAAAGAUGAAGAAAGAAAAGCAACGAUAUAUGCAGGAGAAAUAGCAGGAUUAGAAGUUAUAGGAAUAAUAAAUGAACCAACAGCGGCAGCAAUUGCAUAUGGAUAUGAUAAAAAAUAUUGUGAAGGGAAAACAAUACUUGUAUUUGAUAUUGGAGGAGGAACAUUUGAUAUAACAUUAAUUAGAAUGAAUAAAAGAAAUCAACAAGUAAUAGCAACUGAAGGAGAAAGACAUUUAGGAGGAAAAGAUAUAGAUAGAAAAGUAGAAGAAAUAUUAAUGAAGAAAUGGAAAGAGAUUGAUAAAGAAAAAGCAGAAGAGAGUUAUAAAAGAAAGAAAUAUCGAAUUGAAAAGAUAAGUGAAGAAAUUAAAAUUAUUUUAAGUACUAAUCAACGAUGUACAUUUGAUUUGAGUGAAUUUUAUGAAGAAGAAGAAGAAAUAAUAAAUAUUGAAAUUAGUAGACAAGAAGUUGAAGAAGCAAGUAAAGAAAUUUUUGAGAAAUGUAUUAAAUGUAUUGAACGUAUGUUUGAAGAUAAAACAAUGCAAAAGAAAGGUAUAAGAAAAGAAAGUGUAGAAGAAGUUAUUCUUGUUGGUGGGACAAGUAAAAUUCCUAAAAUUCGAGAGAUGGUAAGUGAAUAUUUUGAUCUUAUUCCAAACCGAGAAAUUGAUCCAGACCAAACAGUUGCAAGAGGAGCAGCAUUAGUUGGAUAUGAACUUUUUAAAGAAGGAAUAAAUAAACAAACAGAUACAAAUAAUGAAGAAUUAGUAAAAGGAAUAAAUUCAAAGAAAGAAGAAAUAAAUUCAAAAAAAGAAGAAAAGGAUAUAAACAUUCCAACAUAUAAUGAUAUUACAUCUCAUUCAAUCCAAUUAAAAACAAAACAAGGAUUUAGUACAUUAAUUAAAAGAUUUACAAGAUUACCAGUAAAACAUGUUCAAGAAUUUAAAACAUCAAAUGGAUAUUCAACAACGGCAUGUUUUCCAAUUUUUGAAGGAGAAGGAAAUACAGAAGAAGAAUUAAGUUAUUUAGAAACAUUUACUAUCAGUGGACUUCCUGAACUUCCAGCAGGAGCAGUUCGAUUUGAAGUUGAAUGUGAAAUUACAUUAGAUGGAACGAUUCAUGUCAUUGCACGAACUAUAGAACCUAAAGAAUUAAAGCUUCAAGAAGAAAUUGAAGUGAGUAACAAGAAACAAAAAGACAAGCAAGCAAAUCUUCCAACACUUAUUCAACGAUCCAAUUUGUUAGAUAUUCAAGAUGUUGAAUUGAAGAAAAUCAAAAGUCUUCACUCUGAAAAAAAUCGUCUUCUUCAUAUCCUUAAAAAACAAGGUAAAUCUAAUGAAAUUCAAAUCAUAAACUCGUGGUUCAAUUCAAAUCCUCAUGCAUCUUCUGUUCAAAUUAAAUCAUUUCUUGAUAAUUUCACUCAUUCUUUCUAUUCUCUUUCUUCUUUUCAUUCUUCUUUUAACUAA